This is a messenger RNA of Sphaerulina musiva SO2202, 1606 nucleotides long. RefSeq names its product D-hydantoinase. Gene Ontology annotation, molecular function: hydrolase activity, acting on carbon-nitrogen (but not peptide) bonds. Bases 1 to 1512 code for a protein of 503 amino acids. The record is from RefSeq and is a predicted model, not a curated record. Gene Ontology annotation, cellular component: cytoplasm. NCBI's taxonomy places the organism in Eukaryota, Fungi, Ascomycota, Dothideomycetes, Mycosphaerellales, Mycosphaerellaceae. The transcript has 2 exons.
AUGGAAUUUGACCUGAUAGUGAGGAACGGCAUAAUUGUUACGGCAAGCGAAGUUCUGCCAGCAGGCCUGGAGAUCGGAGUGAGCAAUGGCAAGAUUUCAUGCAUGGGUACGAGCUUGCCUGCUUCACCAGGCACGACAAUCAUCGAUGCAGAAGGCGCAUAUAUCACACCUGGCGGCGUCGAUAGUCAUGUGCAUUUGGCACAGAAGAACUCGCCAACAGGCGAUACUUGGGAGACAGGUUCACGCUCGGCCAUAGCUGGAGGCACGACCACAAUUCUCGCGUUCGCCUCCCAACCCAAAUCCGAGACAAGUUUAUGGCCAACGCUGGAAGACUACAAAUUGAAAUCUACAGAUCAAAGCUACUGCGACUAUGGUUUCCACUUCAUCCUCACGAAUCCUACGCCCGAAAUUCUCCGGAAUGAGCUGCCAGUGCUUGCUGAGAAGGAGGGCAUCACCUCGGUCAAAUUGUACAUGACAUAUGAAGCCAUGAGAGUCAAUGAUCGGGAAAUCUUGGAGAUUCUGUUCGCAUGCAAGUCUCUUGGUAUGACAACUAUGAUCCAUGCGGAAUCGAAUGAUAUCAUUAGCAUGAUCAUCGAAGGUCUGGAGAGAAACAAGAACACCGAUCCAUUCUUCCAUGCGAUUGCGCGGCCCAGGAUUGCAGAAGAUGAAGCAUCUUAUCGAGCCAUUUCUCUAGCUGAACUAGCAGACGCUCCCAUGCUGAUAGUGCACAUGAGUAGCGAUAUCGCUGUGGCGCAUGUGCGAGAUGCGCAGACACGAUUACUUCCCAUUCAUGCAGAGACUUGCCCGCACUAUCUCUUCCUGCUGUCAGAAAAGAUCAAAGGCGAACCGCAUGAUCACUUUUCGGGAGCGAAACACGUCUGUUCCCCUCCGUUGAGGCACGACGUCAAGGAUCUGGAAGGACUCUGGCAGAAUAUUGCGAAUGGAACUUUUACAACCUUCUCCUCAGAUCAUGCUCCUAGCAAGUAUGAUCAUCCGGGAGGUAAGCGACUCGGCAUCGUCGAUGGCGUGGCCAAAUUCUCCAAGAUUCCCAAUGGCCUCCCUGGAGUCGAGACGAGACUGGCAUUACUGUUUGGCCAGACACCAGCUUGUCAGGAGCCCGAGCACGCACGACUGAGUCUGCCCAGGUUCGUCCAGCUUACGUCGACCAACCCUGCGAAGUUGUAUGGUCUCGAUGGGGUCAAGGGCAGCAUCGCUCCCGGAUACGAUGCGGAUCUUGUUAUAUGGCACCCAGGGAAGUCCGGCGCAGUGACAAUUUCACAAGAUCAAAUGCACCAUGACAUUGACUAUACGCCGUUCGAGGGCAUUAAUGUCGGAAACUGGCCGAGAUAUACCAUCCUUCGUGGUCAAGUAGUGUGGGAUCAGUCAACAGGCAUCGUCGGAGGGAAGCAAUAUGGCCAAUAUUUGAGGCGCGGAAAGGGCCAGGUGCUCGCAGGGAGAACGGGGAAUAUUCCUCGUGGCAUGGUGGAAGACGAGCGAAAGUACUGGGUGUAGAGCCUCCUCUCGCAUCACUUGUGUUCUGUCAGGUAAGGUAGGCAUGAAAAUCCCUACGACGGGCCUUUUCGAGUCCAAGUAUAGUCGCAGAUAG